AUGGCCUCCAUGGGUGUGGAGAUACUCGCAGCGACCCUGGCUGCCAUCGGAUGGAUCUCUGCCAUGGUUUCUUGCGUCUUACCCCUGUGGAAGGUGACGGCUUUGAUCGGGAUGAAGGAGUUCUCAACAGAGAGUACAGGGGAGGGCAUUUGGAUGACCUGCUUAUACCAGGGGUCAGGUCAGGUGCACUGUAAGCCCUACGACUCCAUACUGGCUCUGAGUGCCAGCCUUCAGGCCGCCCGUGCGCUCACCGUCAUCUCCAUUGUGAUGGGAACGUUGGGUCUUCUGAUGGCCACGAUCGGAUCAAAGUGCACCAACUGUGUGGACGAACGGGCAGCUAAAGCUCGGGCGUUGGCAGCUGCCGGAGCGGCUCUCGUCUUGGCUGGUCUCACCCAGAUGAUCCCCGUGUCGUGGUUUGCCUAUUCUGUCAUUGUGGACUUCAAUGAUCCGGGCAUCCCUGAGGAAAAGAAGAAGGAGAUGGGUGCAGCUCUGUACCUGGGCUGGGCGGCUGCAGCUCUUCUUCUCAUCGGAGGAAGCAUCCUCUGCUCCAGCUGUUCAGAACCUCCCAGGAAAAGCUCCGAUUCUCAGCCGAUGAACAUUUAUCCCCAAAACAAGUCGACUGAUCCCAGCGAGCACGGCAGGAGCGGCUACGUCUGA
Molecule: messenger RNA, 657 nt
Organism: Nematolebias whitei (Rio pearlfish)
Lineage: Eukaryota; Metazoa; Chordata; Actinopteri; Cyprinodontiformes; Rivulidae
Product: claudin-4-like
Exons: 1
Coding region: 1-657 (218 amino acids)
Biological process (GO): cell adhesion; bicellular tight junction assembly
Cellular component (GO): bicellular tight junction; plasma membrane
Molecular function (GO): structural molecule activity
Source: RefSeq, a predicted model, not a curated record